Guyanagaster necrorhizus is the source of this 217-nucleotide messenger RNA. RefSeq lists its product as uncharacterized. The transcript has a single exon. The record is from RefSeq and is a predicted model, not a curated record. The coding region runs from base 27 to 215 and encodes 62 amino acids. NCBI's taxonomy places the organism in Eukaryota, Fungi, Basidiomycota, Agaricomycetes, Agaricales, Physalacriaceae.
AGCGAGUGAUCAAAAAGUAAGAUAAGAUGAAACGUACGGAUAUCCUCCAACAAUUUUUCAGUUGCCUGGUGUCGUGGUCGUGCUCUGAUCCUCUUGGUACCGCAAGUCAUCGGCCCUUAAAGAAAGGUAUGUUCCUCGGUAUGAAUAGUAUUUUAAUAAAAGAUCACACGACGAUGGUAUCAUCCGACUGCCAUGAUAUGAAUGGAGCGGUUUGAUC